Messenger RNA from Triticum turgidum subsp. durum (durum wheat), 1140 nucleotides. Lineage: Eukaryota; Viridiplantae; Streptophyta; Magnoliopsida; Poales; Poaceae. The record is from the annotation of a GenBank genome assembly.
AUGGCAUUGCCAACCGCGGUCGUAGCCGGCGUUGCCGCCUCCGUCGCCGCGCUGGUGCUGCUGGCGGUCGCCGCCGCGCUCUGCUGGUGGCGGCUCGGGGCGCGCCGUAGCCGGACCUCCGACACCGCCUCCGACGAAACUCCCCCCACGCUAGCGGAGUGGGGCAGGUGCGGCCGGACGUCGUCUGCGCCGGACUACCACGGCGCCAGGCGGUUCACGCUGGAGGAGAUGUCCCACGCCACCAAGAACUUCAGCGACGCCAACCUCGUGGGCGCCGGCACCUUCGGCAAGGUCUACAUGGGCCUCCUGCUCGACGGCACCGUCGUCGCCAUCAAGCGCCGCGUCGGCGCGCCGCGCCAGGACUUCGUCGACGAGGUGAGGAGGCAGUCGGAGAUCUGGCACCGGAACGUGGUGACCCUCAUCGGCUACUGCCAGGACGGGGGUCUGCAGAUGCUCGUCUUCGAGCACCUGCCCAACGGCAGCGUCUGCGGCCAUCUAUACGAUAGCGGCAAGGAGUCGAUGACAAGGCUGGAGUUCAAGCAGAGGCUCUCGAUCGCCAUCGGAGCGGCCAAAGGCCUGGACCAUCUGCACAGCCUGGCGCCUCCGUUGAUCCACAAGGGCUUCAAGACGAGCAACGUGCUGGUGGACGAGAACUUCAUCGCCAAGGUGUCCGACGCCGGAGUCGACCGGCUGCUCAGAGGGCUCGAGGACCCCGGCUCGCCGCUGAAUGGGUUCCGUUCGGGCAUAUACCAGGAUCCAGAGGCACAUUCCCUGGCACAGCUCUCUGCGAGCAGCGACGUGUACAGCUUUGGGGUUUUCCUUCUGGAGCUCAUCACCGGCAGGGAGGCCGCCACCUUGGUUUCUCCGGAAUCAACCGAAUCUCUCGCUCAUUGGUUGGAGACGUCGGGAGACGAGGUGGCGGACCCGAGGCUCGGCGGCAGCUUCACCUCGGAGGGCAUGAAGGAGCUGGUUGGCCUGACGAUGCAGUGCCUGAGCCCGUCGGCGGUGAGGAGGCGGCCCAAGAUGCGGCUGGUCGCGGCGGAGCUCGACCGCAUCCUGGAGAAGGAGAUGACCCUGACGACGGUCAUGGGGGAUGGCACGGCCAUCAUCACCCUUGGGAGCCAGCUCUUCACGUCAUGA